Molecule: messenger RNA, 4644 nt
Organism: Hordeum vulgare subsp. vulgare (domesticated barley)
Lineage: Eukaryota; Viridiplantae; Streptophyta; Magnoliopsida; Poales; Poaceae
Product: phosphatidylinositol 4-kinase beta 1-like
Exons: 16
Coding region: 353-3946 (1197 amino acids)
Biological process (GO): phosphatidylinositol-mediated signaling; phosphatidylinositol phosphate biosynthetic process
Cellular component (GO): membrane; cytoplasm
Molecular function (GO): 1-phosphatidylinositol 4-kinase activity
Source: RefSeq, a predicted model, not a curated record
CACCCCCCCACCCCCGAGUCCUCCCCAAUUCCAAGAUCCCUCGCCACGCUUCCCCGCUCCCAAUUCCCUCCCCAAUUCCAAGAUCCCUCGGCGCGCGGCUCGAUUCCGGAGCUACUAGGCAGCUAGCUAGGGUUUGCAGGCCCUCGCACCGAGCUGCGUGCGCGAUCUCGCCGUCCGUUCGGGGGGCUAGGGUUUGGAUUGGGUACAGCCCCAAAGCCAGCUCUGGAUUGAGAUUUGGGGGAGCGGCCGCGGUUCUGGAUCGAGCUGCCCCGUGUGCUGCGAGCGAUGGUGGUCACUGGAGGAGGGCUCCAGUGACGGUUGGUUUCGGUGGGACAAGGAGAAGCCCGCAGCCAUGGUGCGGCUUCUCGGGCUGCGGGGCCUCAGCUUCGGGCCUGAGGAGUCGCCGCGAGAGAUCACGGCCUCCGGCGGAGAUGCGGCGCCCCCUGUGGGGAGCAGCGGCUGGCUCGUCCGCUUCUUCGACUCGGCUUUCUUCUGCGAGUGGAUCGCCGUCAGCUACCUCUACAAGCACGACCACGCCGGCGUGCGCGACUACCUCUGCAACCGGAUGUACACGCUCCCGCUCUCGGGCCUCGAAGCCUACCUCUUCCAGGUCUGUUACAUGCUCGUGCACAAGCCCAGCCCCUCCCUCGAUCGCUUCGUCAUCGACACCUGUGCCAAGUCCCUGCGCAUCGCGCUCAAGGUGCAUUGGAUCCUCGCUGCUGAACUUGAGCUAGAGGAGACCGAGGAUCUGGAUGGGAUCGAUAAGGUGCAGGAGCAGUGCCAGGCUGCAGCCACCGUGCAGGGCGAGUGGCCACCGCUAGUCCGACCUGCGCCGCUAUCCCCUAUUGCCAGCCCACGUGGCAAUCCCAUGCUCAGCAGGAUACGCUCGUCGAAGCAGCGACUGAUGUCCCUUGCCUCGUCGCCCUCUCUUGGAUUGAGCCCCCCUCCAAGCGGCACCAAUGUGGCUGCUGCUGAGGACGCUGGAGUCAGCAAAGGGAAGCAGCCAGUAACACCAUCUUCGGAGGACAACAAGCUGCUUAGGCGAUUGAGCAUCGGGCCAAAGGCCUUCUUUAAGCGGUCUAUGGAGAAGGACGAGGAGCAGGAUAAGGAUGGGUUCUUUAAGAGGUUGCUUAGAGACAGCAAGGAUAAGGAGGAGGAUGAUGGAGACAAGGAAGGUUUUUUUAAAAGGUUGCUUAAGGAUAGCAAGGAGAAAGAGAAUGAUGAGGAAGAAGGGGAUAAAGAUGGUCUCUUCCGUAGGUUGCUUAGGGACAGCAAGGAGGAGGACAUGGAGCUCACACCUAGCUCGGACGGUUUGUUGAAGAGACUCUUCCGUGACAAGGAGGACAAACCGGGCGACGAUGAUGAGAAGGAAGGCUUUUUUCGCAGGAUAUUCAAGGAUAAGAAUGAGGAGAGGAGAGAAAUCAUGCAUGGACGGCAAGGGGAUGAGGAAAGAGUAGGUAAGAGUUUGGAGGAUGAUGAUAGGGAAGGGUUCUUCCGCAAGAUUUUCAAAGAUAAGAAUGAAGAGAGGAAAGAUGGAAGCAGUCAUAAGCAAAAUGAUGAUAGAGAAAAGGCCGGUGUGAACACCGAAGAGGACAAGAAGGACGGUUUUUUCCGGCAACUUUUCAAGGAGAAAAAUGAUGAGAAAAAGGAAGGGAUCACUCCUAGCAAAAAGGAGGACGAUGGCAAAGGCAAUAAGAGCAUAGAUGACGAUAAUUUCUUUCGCAGAAUUUUCAAGGAUAAGAAUGAAGAAAAGAAAGGAGCUGCCCAUGACAGGAACGAGGAUGAGAAAUGUGAGGAAGGUGAUAAGGAAAAUUUCUUCAGGAAACUAUUCAAGGACAAACAUGAAGACAGGAGAAUCGAAGGGCUUGAUAAAAAUGAUGAUGAUGGUAAGAGCACCAGUGGUAUUGAGGAGGAGGAAAAUUCAGAGUUCUUGUCAUUCCGCAGGUUGUUUCGAGUGCACCCAGAGGACGCUAAGAGUGGGCAUAUAGAAGGUAGUCAGCCUAACGGUAUUUCUGAGGGUAGCCCAGGAUCAGAGAGCUUUUUUAAGCGUUUAUUCCGUGAUAGAGAAGAUUCUGAGAUUUUUGGCUCAAAGUUAUUGAAAGAGAAACACCCUGAUUCUGCAGGAAACAGCGAGAAACAAAGUGGAAAACCACCUUUACCAAAUAAUAUACUAGCAGAACUUCGGAAAGGCUCUUACUAUGCUUCAUUGGAGCUUGUUCAAUCAUUAUGUGAUACAUCUUAUGGUCUCGUAGACAUAUUUCCUGUGGAAGAUCGCAAGAUUGCCUUGCGAGAGUCUCUUACAGAGAUCAAUUCACAUAUUGCUUCCAGCGAGAAAAAUGGAGGCGUAUGCUUUCCAAUGGGAAGGGGCAUAUAUCGAGUGGUUCAUAUACCUGAAGAUGAGUCUGUUCUUCUAAACUCCAGGGAGAAAGCUCCUUAUCUUAUAUGUGUUGAAGUUUUGAAAGCAGAAACACCAAGUCACUCCAAAGGGCCCUCAGAUGUGAACAAACUAUCCAAAGGCGGGAUACCGUUGGCUAAUGGAGAUGUUCAGCUGCCAAAGCCACCUCCGUGGGCAUAUCCUUUGUGGAGUCGACAUGAACCACAAAAUUAUGAAACAGACAGAAUGCUGAACUCUACCUCUCAGGUUAUUGACCAAGCCAUGGCUCAACUAUGGGAGGCCAAAGUGAAAUUUGUAAAUGUUAGUUUCUCUAUUGAGAAAAUUGGCCGUUCUAGAAGCAUCGCAAUGUCUGAAUCGGGGCGUAGGAUACGGCAACCUACGAUGGAGUCACAUAAUCUAUCAGAAGAUUCCCAAGCUGUUGUUGAUCAGCCUAUUGAGUGGGUAAAGGUCACGCUUUCUGCGGUUCCAGGAGUUAACAUGGAAGAUGUAGAUGACAAUGAGCCGACACGGAAGAAGGACCAUCGCCGUGUUCCAAGCACUAUUGCAAUGGAGGAAGUCAAGGCUGCAGCAUUAAAAGGAGAAGCCCCACCUGGUCUUCCACUGAAAGGAGUUGGUCAAAGCACUCAAAAUUUGGAUCCUAAGGCACCUGAUGACGGAGAUCCUAAACCGACUGAUGCUUUGGCUGGUGAACUUUGGACUGUCAAGAAAGAGAGAAUACGCCGUUCUUCAGUUCAUGGAAAAUUACCUGGCUGGGAUUUGCGUUCUAUAAUUGUCAAAAGUGGGGAUGAUUGCCGACAGGAGCACUUAGCCGUACAGCUUGUCGCACACUUUUAUGAUAUAUACCAAGAAGCUGGCUUGCCACUCUGGUUACGGCCUUAUGAAGUUAUCGUCACGUCUGCAUAUGCAGCCCUAAUUGAGACUAUUCCUGAUACGGCAUCAAUUCAUUCCAUCAAGAGUAGGUUUCCCAAUAUAUUAAGUCUCCGUGACUACUAUGUAGCCAAGUAUGAAGAGAAUUCUCCAAAUUUCAAACUUGCACAGAGGAACUUUGUGGAAAGCAUGGCAGGAUAUUCAAUUCUGAGCUACCUACUGCAGGUCAAGGAUCGUCAUAAUGGGAAUCUGUUGAUAGACGAGGAGGGACAUAUUAUUCAUAUUGAUUUUGGUUUCAUGCUUUCCAACUCUCCUGGAGGGGUAAAUUUUGAGAGUGCACCAUUUAAGCUGACGAGGGAGCUCCUUGAAGUGAUGGAUUCUGAUGCUGAGGGAACUCCCAGCGAGUUCUUCGACUAUUUCAAGGUGCUAUGCAUUCAAGGGUUUCUUACUUGUCGGAAGCAUGCAGAGCGUGUUAUACUUCUUGUGGAAAUGUUGCAGGAUUCUGGUUUCCCAUGCUUUAAAGGUGGUAAUCGCACUAUUCUGAACUUGAGGAAGAGGUUCCACUUGAGUCUCACUGAAGAGCAAUGUGUAUCACUGGUGCUCUCAUUGAUCAGUAGCAGCAUGGAUGCCUGGCGUACUCGGCAGUAUGAUUACUACCAGAGAGUAUUGAAUGGGAUUUUAUGAUGUACUCCAGGGGCGCUUAGCACUUGUCUCGUUCAGAAACCAAUUUGCUCAUAUCCUCAGAGCAAAUCUUUGGAACAAACAGAUCAGUUUGGGGCUGAUCUAGCCUGCUGCUAUUCCCACCAUGAUUGGCAUGAGUGGAACCAGGUAAUGGAGCAACGUGUUUUGCAUCUUGCAUGCCGGAGUCUCCCGUGGAACCCAAGCGGUGCGUGCAUUGUGCUCGUGUAUUAUUUCACACCAUAUGGAGAUGGUUGAGAAAGUGUAUAGUCAUCGGCAGUUAGCUAGUUAGGGCUUCACACUAGGAGGUUUGCUACUGGUGAAGCUGUUAAGCGUAUUGGAAUUUGGAACCCGAGCUGGCGGUGCUGUACAGGCAGUAGAUUUGCUUAGCUUGGGCAGGGGUUUAGGGGAGGACCGAGCCAUACAUGAAGUGAACAAGUGUAAAUUAAGGACGCAUGGAAGCUGGGAGUCACCUGGGGCAGCAGCAAGGGUUGUGUUUGAGCGAUUCUGUGACAUCCCAAUAUAGCAUCGAACUAGACGAUGGCAAUGUGCAUUGUAAAUUACCAUUACUGUACAGGGCCCAUACAAUAGGAGCUCAUUGUCCCGUUUUUUCAGACUUUCGUUUUAUUCACCAAUAGUACUAGAGUUGGCGCCAGAAGUUGCACGUAAGUGAUGCUUAGUGGAAGGAGCAGUUCAUCUUGAAA